AUGAUUAUUGUCAAUCAUAUGAAAAGAUACGGAGAAACUUUAGAAGAUGUUCGCGUGAUUGAAAAGAUUCUUCGUUCUUUGACUCCAAAGUUUGAUUAUGUGGAAGACAUAUUCAAUAGGAGACAAGAUGAGUCUAUUGAAAAAGCCCUCAAAGCCAAGGUGUCUUUGAAAAAUAACCAAGAAGAAAAGAAUCGAAAGAGUCGAGGACAUGGACGAGGUCGAAAUUUUGGCCAACAAGGAUAUGGAAGAAGUGAUCGUGAAGAUCAUACAAGCAAUGAUGUAAGUUCAUCAUCAAGAAAUCAAGGAAGAUCAAGAGGAAGAUUUAAUAAUCAAAGAUCGAAUGAAAUGAGAAAUGAAGAGAGGGUUAAUCUCAUUGAAGAUCAACAAGAUGUUGAAGAGCCAACUUUGUUACUAACACUCAAGAAAAAAGAGAACAAUGAUGCAAGCACUUGGUACCUUGGCAAUGGAGCAAGCAAUCACAUGUAUGGAGACGAAGUGGCAUUUGUGGAACUUGAUGAGAAAUUUAAAGGUGAUGUUUCAUUUGAAGAUCCAAAUUCAAGGGAAAGAUAA
This is a messenger RNA of Hibiscus syriacus, 570 nucleotides long. RefSeq lists its product as uncharacterized. The coding region runs from base 1 to 570 and encodes 189 amino acids. The record is from RefSeq and is a predicted model, not a curated record. The transcript is spliced from 3 exons. NCBI's taxonomy places the organism in Eukaryota, Viridiplantae, Streptophyta, Magnoliopsida, Malvales, Malvaceae.